AUGGAGAACGUUGAAGAAGUGAGAGAUUUGGCCUUGGGUCUUCAGGAUUCGGUCAAGGAAUUAGAAGUGGCUUUGCUGCCAUUAGUUGGUGAAUCUUUGGAUGAGCUUAUAAAGAAAUGCAAGCUGCCGAAGGAGGAGGCAGAGUUCCUUACCAACUACCUAUAUUGCACGGUCUCCAUCGUGUUUGCAUACCUCAAGGCUCUGGGUGUCAAUACCGAUGGACAUCCAAUUAUGAGGGAGCUCGACAGAGUCAAGGCGUCUAUGAAGAAAUUGAAGGAUCUUGAUACAGCUGACCAGAAGGCAGAGGAUACUGACACCAAGAGUAAGGAGGAAGCUGCACAAUAUAUUCAAAGAACAUUGGGUGGUGCCUCAGGAGGUGCUGCUGCCAGUAAUAGCAUGAAGUCGCCAGCCAUUUCGGCGUCGAACUUCCAAGGAAAGCAUACCAAGUUUAAGGAUGAGGAUAAUGACGACUCUGACGAAGAACUACAACAGAAGCCCGUGGAAGGUACCCUGAAGAAAGAAACAACAGAGAGUAUAGCGCCCCGUUCAAACGCUCCAACCGGUCCAAAAGUUACUGAGAACCAGAAUAAGAAGGAAGCACCACGCCCAAAGGGAAGGAAUCAGCCAAAGGGUAAUCCAAAGGGUCAAUCGAAAAACCAACAGAAGAAUAACCAAGGCAAGGUAAGUAAACCACAGCCACAGAGAAAGAAAGGAAAAGCGGGGAAGAAAUAG
This is a messenger RNA of Candidozyma haemuli, 732 nucleotides long. RefSeq lists its product as uncharacterized. Gene Ontology annotation, cellular component: exosome (RNase complex); nucleolus. The record is from RefSeq and is a predicted model, not a curated record. The transcript has a single exon. The coding region runs from base 1 to 732 and encodes 243 amino acids. Gene Ontology annotation, molecular function: DNA binding; RNA binding. Gene Ontology annotation, biological process: maturation of 5.8S rRNA; regulation of gene expression. Lineage: Eukaryota; Fungi; Ascomycota; Pichiomycetes; Serinales; Metschnikowiaceae.